CAGUUUCCCGUGUGUUUCCAGUUCCGGCUCCAGGGGUUUGGGGAGUUGCGGGUAACAUGCGGCUGUCGGUCGCCGCCGCCAUCUCCCAUGGCCGCGUUUAUCGCCGCAUGGGCCUUGGUCCCGAGUCCCGCAUCCACCUGUUGCGGAAUUUGCUUACGGGGCUAGUGCGACACGAACGCAUCGAGGCGUCCUGGGCGCGCGUGGACGAGAUGAGGGGUUACGCUGAGAAGCUCAUCGAUUAUGGAAAGCUGGGAGACACCAACGAAAGAGCCAUGCGCAUGGCUGACUUCUGGCUCACAGAGAAGGACUUGAUCCCAAAGCUGUUUCAAGUGCUGGCCCCUCGGUACCAAGGUCAGAAUGGGGGCUACACGAGAAUGCUGCAGAUCCCAAAUCGGAAUAAGCAGGAUCGGGCUAAGAUGGCAGUGAUCGAGUAUAAAGGGAACUGCCUCCCACCCCUGCCCCUGCCUCGCAGAGAUAGCAACCUUACACUUCUAAACCAGCUACUUCGUGGGCUACGGCAGGACCAGGAAGCAAGCAUCCACAGCUCCCACACACCUCAAACACCAGGGAUUUAACUGGAGCCAAAGCGUGUGUAGCCUCAUCAGUGCCCAUGAUCAUAGGCCUUUGGAUCUCUUCAUCUCUAAGAACUGGAGCUAGAGUUGUGAAGUGGACAGUCUUAAUGGAGCCCAGACCUGUUGGGUAGCCAUAUAACCUUCUCUUUGCACAAUAGGUAAAAUCCUUUGUAUGAAUAUAUGUAAACUGAUUUUUUUUUUUCUCUCACCUUGGGAUUUCUGAGAAUAAGAACUAUCCAAAUGCUCUGUCUUCGUGGGAUAGUAAAUUCACAACGUAUGUUUCUGGCUCUUAAAUCCAGGUUUUAUUGGGUUACAACAGUUUUGUUUUUCUUAAUGCUGGUUUAUAUGGGGCAUCUAUAAUAAUAAAAGAGUAAUAUGCUAA
Eptesicus fuscus (big brown bat) is the source of this 954-nucleotide messenger RNA. RefSeq names its product mitochondrial ribosomal protein L17 (gene MRPL17). Gene Ontology annotation, molecular function: structural constituent of ribosome. The transcript has 3 exons. Gene Ontology annotation, cellular component: mitochondrial large ribosomal subunit; ribosome. The record is from RefSeq and is a predicted model, not a curated record. The coding region runs from base 57 to 575 and encodes 172 amino acids. Lineage: Eukaryota; Metazoa; Chordata; Mammalia; Chiroptera; Vespertilionidae. Gene Ontology annotation, biological process: translation.